AUGAGUUGGCACGCAGGAGAGGCUUUGGAGCGGCGCGAGUCGCACAAGCUACGCGAGCCCAGGACCGCCGAAGAGGGAGAAGACAUCGAAGAAACCAUUGUGGAGGCGACGCGGGUAGCGCAGGCACUCGAGGCCUUGUCUCAGCGGACGGACUAUAUCGUGUCCCUCGUGAGCCCGGACAAGGCUUCGGAAGAAUUCAGACUAAAGAUAUUCACAUUCAUCUCUAAAGUAAUAGAGGCUGUACUGCCGAAUACAUUGAUUGUGCCUUACGGCAGCUUCAUCUCCAAGAUCUAUCUUCCAAGCUCUGACUUGGAUAUCUGCUGCUUCAACCAUGGUCUUGACGAGAUACCCCUUCUGCAGAAGAUUCUGGAAGCGCUUACGGUUUUCAGUGAUCCGAGCCUUCGACCGACCGGAGUCCGGGUCCCUCCCGCAGUGUCCCAACUCAUCAAUUCACGUAUACCGACGGAGGAGCGGUUGGAACUAGAGAAUAUUGAGUUCAUCAUGGCAAAGGUGUCCUUGAUUAAGUGCACCGUUUGUGGAUUGGGAGUGGACAUCUCGGCGGCCCAGCCCGGCUCACUGGUUACGUCUCUACUAAUAGAGAAGCUUUCUCAGUCCAUCGGGCGCAAUAACCUUCUUAAGCGCUCUUUUCUCCUCAUCCAGUCCUGGUGUUUAUAUGAGGCGAGAAUCGUCGGUGGACACUCACAGAUGCUUAGCUCUUACGCACUCCGCGUUAUGGUGAUCAACAUCUUACUAAAUUGCAGAGAUAUCUAUACGCCUUUCCAGGCGCUAUAUGUCUUUCUUGCAUAUUAUUCUAGUUUUGACUACGAUAGGGACAUUGUCCAUCCUUCUGGGCCUCUUCCAAAGCCUCCAGCCCAUGAGUCUCUUACGGCGGCUCAGCUCAGUGGAAGUAUGGAGGUGUUAGAGAGCCACAUCUCGCCGUCGUAUCUAAAUCAUCUGCGGUUUCUCAGAGACCUGUGCAGUGGGACAAUAUACAAGCCCGAGGUUCAGAAUGUUUACGAAAUAGUUAAGACGUACUUUGAGAAGCUCAGAGAAGCUCAGGAAAAGCCACUAGAGAGACUUGGAGACCCGCAUGAGACGGAUGAAACCCGCUCUACGCCGAUUGAUGAUAGAAACACCGUGUCUGCUCAAGCAGAUGUGCCGUCUUCUGUAGAUGGUACAAAGGAUCACGCAGUGGGUAGUGAUUUUGUCAGUGUGGACUUGGAUGAUCGGAGACAUCAAGGCACAGGUGAGAGGGCUUUUCCUAAGCGGCAGUGUAAGCAUACAACCGGGCUAGUAUUCUCUAGUGUGCCGACCAGCACCGAGAGCGCCACAUCCAUGGCCAGUUCAAAUGCUGAUGCGCUGCCUCACCAAGAAAAGGUAUUCACAGAUGAUGCAGAUGGUGUUGAGGCCGCAUCACUGUCCCAGCGUCUGGGCCUUAAGCACCAUGCAGUGGGCGGUGAUCAGAAUGCAGUAAGUCCCUCUGUCUCUCCUUCCCUUUCUGGUCGCCAGCCUGCACUAGAGAGCAAGCCAUUUUCUAAUGCACCUAGACCAAACACCAAAACAGAGACGGUCUCCUACGAUCCGGUCUCACUAAAAGGGCUGACCAACAUGUCUCGCUCUAUCCUUUCUUACUUUAAGGACCAGGGAGCAUUUAAUGAACCGAAUCUCAACGAUCAUGACAUCCUGCUCCUUUUUAAGCGGUAUUUUUCUAUGGGCACACUCCCUAACGUGCUAUCGGACUCUCGAGCGUUUCUCCCUUCCUACAUCUCAAUAGUGGAUCCCCUUCAGGUGAUUAAUAACUUGGGGCGCUCUGUCUCUGAGCCUAACUUCAUGAGAAUCACUCGGUCCUUUCAGACUGCACACAUAGUUCUUUCCGAUAUAGUUCAAAUGUGUACCACAGGAAACAUGACCAUAACGGAAGCAUUAGCGGAAUACGACUGCUUUUUCAUCUCUACUCUUUCUAUCUUUGGAGACAUGAGUAUAGAGAAGCUGACUGGUGGCGUAUCUGACCUGUCUAUCAACGUAGACGUGCUGGAGGCAGGGUGCCACCUUGUCGGGGCAACAGUAUUGGGGUUCCCGAUCGAUGCACGGUCCUCACUGGUCGGAUGCCUCCAGAUUGGCUCUUGCCAGCCCACACCCGGUACUAAGUAG
Messenger RNA from Giardia duodenalis, 2151 nucleotides. RefSeq lists its product as uncharacterized. Lineage: Eukaryota; Fornicata; Diplomonadida; Hexamitidae. Bases 1 to 2151 code for a protein of 716 amino acids. The record is from RefSeq and is a predicted model, not a curated record. The transcript has a single exon.